UUUGUUUAUAUACCUACUUCAGAUAUGUCAAAAUCAAGUUGUCUGUUUUGAUUGUAGUACAUUCUACCUUGCGAUUGCGUUUUUAUAUUAUUAUUUGUUUAUGUUGUUUUAAUUAAAACCUUUCAACUGUGGUUUAUAUUUGCAAUUACCAUUUAUUAGCCGCUCGGUUAAACUGAUAAUUCUUUACCGUCUUAAACUUUUCUCAUCAACUUUUGAGGAGAGUCACCCUCUUUUUAUUAAAAAUAUUCCGUUCAGUUAAAUAAGAAAAAUCGUUCGAACUCCUCUAUAGAAAGUAUCAUAGAACAUAGUCGAUACAAUGUGUGGUCGUACAGGACUCACUUUAUCGAAAGAGAAAGUACAAUGCGCUUGUAGCUAUAAGCCUAAAAACUCAGACUCUUACACUAAACCACCGUGGCUGCCAGAAUUUAAUGCUAAUAAGGACUAUACACCUUCAUACAAUAUAGCACCAACAGAUGUUACACCUGUGUUAGUCUCAGCCAAUAACUUCCAGAGAGAUGAACAAUGUGGUAGAGUUCUUAAGCCAAUGAUGUGGGGGAUAAUACCUCCUUGGCAUAAGGGAGACUUUAAAAAUCACAAUUUAAGUACAAAUAACUGCCGCUUGGAAAAUAUAAAAAGUUCAAAGCUCUACAGUCCUAUUUUGCUAAAUGGAGGUAGAUGCAUAAUAUUAGCAGAAGGCUUCUAUGAGUGGCAAACUACUAAUAAACUAGCUAAAACUAAACAGCCUUAUUACAUAUAUGCUCCCCAGGAUGAUGGUAUCAAGGUAGAUGAACCAGACACAUGGAACAAUACCUUUGAUGAAGAGAAAGGCUGGAAGGGAAUUCGUCUCCUACACAUGGCAGGGUUAUAUAAUGUCUGGCAAAAUGAAGGCACCAUCAUAUACUCAUAUUCUGUAAUUACUAUGGAAUCUAACAGCACACUAGAUUGGCUGCACCACAGAAUGCCUGCUAUAUUAGAUAGUGAAGAACAAAUUGAAGCUUGGCUUGAUAUUGAAAAUGUGAAACCUGACAUGGCUCUUGCAUAUCUUAAACAAGUCAAAGUAUUGUCAUGGCACCAAGUUUCAACUGCUGUUAAUAAUUCUAGAUAUAAAGCCAACGAUUGCAAUAAAAAAAAUUCUGAACAAAAAAAGGACAAAACUACACAAAAAACAUUAAACUCCUGGUUUGUAAAAGCUGAAAAACGCAAGUCAACAGAAAAUAAUGAUUCUGACUGUAAAAAGCAGAAGAUUGAAAAAUAAGAAUACCAAGUUAUUAAUCAUAA
This is a messenger RNA of Trichoplusia ni (cabbage looper), 1278 nucleotides long. RefSeq names its product embryonic stem cell-specific 5-hydroxymethylcytosine-binding protein. Gene Ontology annotation, biological process: DNA damage response. The record is from RefSeq and is a predicted model, not a curated record. NCBI's taxonomy places the organism in Eukaryota, Metazoa, Arthropoda, Insecta, Lepidoptera, Noctuidae. Bases 317 to 1255 code for a protein of 312 amino acids. The transcript has 5 exons. Gene Ontology annotation, molecular function: single-stranded DNA binding.